Aspergillus sclerotioniger CBS 115572 is the source of this 1314-nucleotide messenger RNA. RefSeq lists its product as uncharacterized. Bases 74 to 1198 code for a protein of 374 amino acids. The transcript has 2 exons. The record is from RefSeq and is a predicted model, not a curated record. Lineage: Eukaryota; Fungi; Ascomycota; Eurotiomycetes; Eurotiales; Aspergillaceae.
UGCGAUACCAUGACUCUGAGCCACCGAGUGAUAUCGACAGUUUGCCAUAUUUAAUAUCCCUAAGCGUGAGUUCAUGAUGGAAUCCAUCCUCGAGAUGUUCGGAUCAGGACCAAUACCGACUCUUCUUACUAUCCUUAUAACGGUCAUUCCAUCAGCCUCAUCCAUAUGGACCGACCGAACAGCGCGUCAAGCCGCAGCCGCCAAAAAAAAAGCAGCUGAAGCAAGUCGCAUCGCCUCUGAAAAAACAGCACAAGCGCAAGAUGCAAUCUACGAAGAGGCAAUCAGGAACAUGGCCGGAAACGAAUACCGGGAGAUUUGUAUUCCCAGUAAUGGCUUCAACGCCGGGCCGGCAUUCACUAUAUCUUUGGCCGCGUGCAUCCUUGUCGGCAUCAAGCUCACGGAGCGAGUCGGGAAAGAUCUCCAGAUCAUCGGGCUGCGACUGAGCGAAAUCCGCAAUGAGCUGGGCCAGCAAACAACAGCAAUGAUCCAAGGAUGGCAGACCCACGGCUUUGGGGCGUUCAUCUACUGGUUCCUUGACAAUGAGAUUCGAGACGCCGGUGGGGAGGCCUCUGUCGGCUGCCAUGCGUUUUAUGUUUAUAACCCAACAACCAGCGCUAAUGUCGUCUUCAAGAACUUGUUGCGAGAGAAUCCACUUCCGGCAUCGUUUGCAGGAAUCUGUUCCGAUAUCGAGGCGGUGUUUCUCCUAAUGUGGCAAAACCGUCAGACUCUAUUCCAGACGGAUCCCCAGAAAGCGAAAAACAUGCAGUUCCAUUUGCUUGUUCCGGCUAAAAGGUCCUUUGCCAUAUUUGAAAGGAUGGUAAUUGACAAAGGAGUCGGGAAGCUGAUCAUCAAAGGUCAUACAGACGAAGGCACCUGCUAUGCUUGGUUUAAUUUUGUACGUGUGCCACGCCACGUCGUACUGCAAGAUGUUGGAAACCUGGAUACAGAUCAUGCAGACAGGGAGAGGUCGGACCGCAGAUUCAUAUGGAGCUGGUCGACUGGAGUUGGAUUCUGGUUCGCUGGGUUCAUAUCCACAUUUGUUUUCCCUCCGGCUGGACCUUACUGUGCUGCUGGCUUCAUGGGAUCAUGGGCAAGCGCUGCGAAGUAUGGUCCGGUAGAUGACGUGCUACAAUCAUUUCGGUCUGCUCCUCGAGUCCUGGGUCCCCCGGCGAAUGUGACCAACCCUAGUGGGGCGUAAAGCCCUUCGUAGUAGGAAGGCGUGCUCUGCUAUCUCAAUGAUGUUCUGCUUACCAUUUUUAAAAUUGAUUUUCGCUCAUUAGUCACAGCAAGGCUUUAUACAUUGUUCAAUCUCAG